AAAAAGAAAAAAAAACUUACUGACCCCAAUCUAUAUUACUGCUCUCGUCUGUCCCUUUCACUCCAAUGUUUUUUCUUGAUUUGUAGGAUAGCUUGUAUAAGUGCACCAAGUGUGUAUCAGAAGCUGAAACAGUUGGACUCCACGAGGUCAGACAGUGUGUCUGCUGUUUUGCUGGAGUUUGACCGACGCUUCGCAGCAUAUGGAGAUGAGUUUGACUUUUAUGAUUACAACAACCCUCUGUGUCUGCCUGAGAAUCUGCUUCCUCAGAGCUUUGACAUCGUCAUCGCAGACCCUCCGUAUCUGUCUGAAGAGUGUCUGAGCAAGGUGGCACUCACCGUUAAAUACCUCACUAAGGGCAAAAUCCUGCUCUGCCCAGGAGCUAUUAUGGAGAAGCUUGCUGGGAAACUUAUGGAUUUGAAGAUGUGCGGUUUUUUACCAAAACACAAUCACAAUCUGGCCGAUGAGUUCCGCUGCUAUGUUAACUAUGAAUCAAGUCUUCUCUCAUGAAAAAGGCUUUCAGUUGGACAACAUUUGAACAUAGUCUUUUCCUAUCAGACAUCAGCAGAUGAUUAUUUCAAAGGAUAAAUACUCUAACUCCGAGAGGUGCAUAGCAGGAUCCAGAUAUUACAGCGAAGGAUUUGGUCAAGAUCUGUGAUCAGGCUUUGAUUAUACUUUGGCUGACUUGCAUUGUCAAUUGCACACCCAGCUUUCCGGCACAAAAUUGAAGCAAACAAUCUCAGACAGUUUUACUUUGUUUCAGUGUAUAAAAUGGGCUUGAAGUGUAUGUUUGAAAUGCAUUUGUAUAUAAAGAACUAUACACUAGACUUGUGCCAUAUCAGUGUUCUUGUUGUUUUAAUAAAGUAAUAAUAGGAGGACUGACCCAAA
Messenger RNA from Carassius carassius (crucian carp), 885 nucleotides. RefSeq names its product EEF1A lysine methyltransferase 1-like. The transcript is spliced from 2 exons. The record is from RefSeq and is a predicted model, not a curated record. Gene Ontology annotation, biological process: methylation. NCBI's taxonomy places the organism in Eukaryota, Metazoa, Chordata, Actinopteri, Cypriniformes, Cyprinidae. The annotation marks the transcript as partial. Gene Ontology annotation, molecular function: nucleic acid binding; protein-lysine N-methyltransferase activity.